CUUAUUUUGCAUUUUCCGCUUCCGGUUUGAGAGAUGGCUCGUGUUUGUGCAAUCGUAAUUCUAUUCAGUGAAGUAUAUGCUUUUACAGUCCCAGUAGUCGCCAGUUUCUUUAAAUGAUAUACGUCGUUUUUACAAUUAUGGCACUCUAAGUUCAGGAAACGAAUGUCGCAGUGAAUAGCUGCUACAACAUAUCUACGACAAUUUGCUCAAUGAUCUUGGCAGUUGGGAGUUGAGGACUAGUCUUGGUGACUGUGAUAAAAUAUUGACAUAUUUAUUGAAUAUUGUUGUACAUAUAGACCUGUAAGUGAUUAAAAAUACUUAUAUCUGUGAUAUUUGCUACGGCGACUAACUAUUAUUGGAUAAGAAGAUAGUAGAUAGAUAGUGUAACUUAAAUAAAGACUCCUCUCCAGAAACAAUUGCCAAGAAUUGGACAAAAAUAUAAUGUCCAAGGCAACAAAGAGAAAACACGUGACAAAGGAAGUGCUGGAGGAAUAUGUUCUUCCACAGAAAGAUCAACAAAUUGUCAAGGUGGUUGCUGGUCGUGGUAAUAACCUUCAUGAAGUAGAAACUCCACAUGGUGAACAGUUUCUUGUCAGCAUGCCAACAAAGUUUCGCAAAAAUGUAUGGAUAAAAAGAGGUGAUUUUGUACUGAUUGAGCCAAUAGAGGAAGGAGACAAGGUGAAAGCUGAAAUCCAGGCAAUCCUGUUCAAGGAUCAGAUAAAGUACAUAAAGGAUGAAAGGUUAUGGCCACCAGAGUUUGAUGAGCAGGAGAAAAAUAAAGAUGAUUUCAUUCCAAGUGAGCUUUUGCCUCCAAGUGAUGAUGAUUCUGAGAAUGAAUUGAAUCCUGAAAUAACUGUCAAUCUGAAUCGCAUGAACUUAAACCAUGAGGAUAGUGAAGAGGAAACCACAGAGGAAGAAGAUGAAGAAGAAGACUUACCUGAAAGUUAAACGGAGCAUUUAUUUCUUCAUUAUGCAGGAAGCAUUAAAAAAAUAAAACAAUUGCUGAUGCCCAAAUAAUAAACCUUGUUUGCAAAAAGGCAUUAUGGGCAUGUUUUGCAUUCAGGUAGUUUUUGGAGUGGAUUUGGGUUAUGAAGUACACCACAUCUCAGCUAACUUUGCUCUUCUUUUAAGAGAAAAUCUCAGUUUGUGCCAACUCAUUGUCAUAGAGUAUGAAAUGGUGAACUGGCAGAAAACAUGUUAAAGAUUAACCUUAAACAAGCCAUGGUAAGUGAUUGGUUGACCACCCAAUCAGAUAAUUUUGUUUCUCCAUAUUCCAUGAUUUAAGAUAUUCAGAAUGUAGUGAUCUUAUGGUUGAGACACUUAAAACAAAGCUGUAUGAAUGUUAGUUUUAAUACUGACUUUGUCUGUGGUGUAACUGCAAAUUGGUAAUUGGUGCUGAUUGGUUACUUGAGAUGAAAACAUUUGGCGCUAUAGUCACUGUUUGGUUUCACUGAGAUAAAAGCUAUCAAAGGCCAUUUGCUGACAGUCUGGUGUAUUAUUAUAGGAAGAGAUAGUGUAAUUUUCAGUUUUGCAGAAUGUUCUUGAAAUAUUUUAUUUUGCAUUUUCUUUUGUUCUUCUGGUAUUAAGAAAAUAAUGAGAUUAAAUACUAAUCUGACAUUUUCAUUGGCGCCAGUUGCAAAUCGUGCAAAUAUUUGAAUAAAUAUUGAAAUACA
Lingula anatina is the source of this 1673-nucleotide messenger RNA. Its product is annotated as putative RNA-binding protein EIF1AD. The record is from RefSeq and is a predicted model, not a curated record. Gene Ontology annotation, cellular component: nucleus. Gene Ontology annotation, biological process: translational initiation. Gene Ontology annotation, molecular function: translation initiation factor activity; RNA binding. NCBI's taxonomy places the organism in Eukaryota, Metazoa, Brachiopoda, Lingulata, Lingulida, Lingulidae.